AUAGCUCUGACAAUAACUGUCAAAACUUUACUUGCAAGCUGCAAACGAAGAGGACCAAUACAGUGUUUAUUUCUGUGUCCGUGCUGUUGAACGAGCGAAACAUUUAGUUAACUGGUGUGCAGUUUGCUAAUUGUUUGAAACGAGAAGCAAAACCUCAUCAUCCAAACGAAGAAAGUGCAAACCUCAAAAGUGCAAAAAGAAGCGCGCAACUUCUUGCUCUGUAGUACAGUGUUCAACUAGAGGCAAACAACAACAACUACAACCACAACAAAGAUGGCCCAAGAAGGACAGGAUAUGCCCACAUUCAAGUGCGUGCUCGUUGGCGAUGGUGGCACUGGCAAAACAACAUUCGUGAAACGCCACAUGACUGGUGAAUUCGAGAAGAAAUAUGUUGCCACAUUGGGUGUGGAGGUGCAUCCAUUGAUCUUUCACACUAAUCGCGGCGCAAUUCGUUUCAAUGUUUGGGAUACGGCCGGACAGGAGAAAUUUGGCGGACUACGUGAUGGCUAUUACAUCCAGGGCCAGUGCGCUGUCAUCAUGUUCGAUGUAACAUCGCGUGUCACGUACAAGAAUGUGCCCAACUGGCACAGAGAUCUGGUGCGUGUCUGCGAGAAUAUCCCCAUUGUGCUGUGUGGCAACAAAGUGGACAUCAAGGAUCGAAAGGUCAAGGCCAAAAGCAUUGUGUUCCACCGAAAGAAAAACUUGCAGUACUACGACAUCUCGGCUAAAUCGAAUUACAACUUCGAGAAACCAUUCCUUUGGCUGGCCCGUAAACUGGUUGGCGAUCCCAAUCUCGAGUUUGUCGCAAUGCCAGCGCUGCUGCCGCCAGAGGUCAAAAUGGAUAAAGACUGGCAGAUUCAAAUCGAACGCGAUUUGCAGGAGGCGCAGGCGACCGCCUUGCCAGAUGAGGACGAGGAUCUAUAAGCAUUAGUUAACAAAACAAAAACAAAACACAGCAAGAAAAAGAAAAACAAAACAAUAAACUAAAAAGAGAAUAAACAACAACCAACCAAGCAACAACAAUUAUAAAACAGGGUUCAACACAGAGCAGCAAAUACGAGAAAAGUCGUCAACAACACUAGGUUUAAACUAUAAGAAUACACACACACACACA
Drosophila albomicans is the source of this 1114-nucleotide messenger RNA. It is a transcript of the gene Ran, whose product is annotated as GTP-binding nuclear protein Ran. Bases 274 to 924 code for a protein of 216 amino acids. Gene Ontology annotation, cellular component: nucleus; cytoplasm. Gene Ontology annotation, biological process: protein import into nucleus; ribosomal subunit export from nucleus. The transcript is spliced from 3 exons. NCBI's taxonomy places the organism in Eukaryota, Metazoa, Arthropoda, Insecta, Diptera, Drosophilidae. The record is from RefSeq and is a predicted model, not a curated record. Gene Ontology annotation, molecular function: GTPase activity; GTP binding.